Molecule: messenger RNA, 959 nt
Organism: Lolium rigidum
Lineage: Eukaryota; Viridiplantae; Streptophyta; Magnoliopsida; Poales; Poaceae
Product: probable calcium-binding protein CML10
Exons: 1
Coding region: 66-626 (186 amino acids)
Molecular function (GO): calcium ion binding
Source: RefSeq, a predicted model, not a curated record
CCAAGCCCAAACCAACACAGACUCCGUAGCCAAACCCAAAGCAGAGCGCUCUCUCUUCCGCCGCCAUGGGCAAGAUCAAGAUGCCGUCCCUCUUCCGCCGCAAGUCCCGCUCCCCGUCCCCACCUCCCCAGUCCAAGCCCACCGCCACCACCGCCGCCGACUCCCCGCCGCAGUCCCCAACCCGGACCCCCGAGCAGGAGAUGGAGCGCGUCUUCCGCAAGUUCGACGCGAACGGCGACGGCCGGAUCUCGCGCCCGGAGCUCGCCGCGCUCUUCGAGAGCCUGGGCCACGCGGCGACCGACGACGAGCUGGCCCGCAUGAUGGCGGAGGCGGACGCCGACGGCGACGGCUUCAUCAGCUUCGCCGAGUUCGCCGCGCUCAACGCCACCGACGCCGCCGCCGUCGAGGAGGACCUGCGCCUCGCCUUCGGGGUCUUCGACGCCGACGGCAGCGGCGCCAUCUCCGCCGCCGAGCUCGCGCGCGUGCUGCACGGCCUCGGCGAGAAGGCCACCGUCAGCCAGUGCCGCCGCAUGAUCGAGGGCGUCGACAAGAACGGCGACGGCCUCAUAUCGUUCGACGAGUUCAAGGUCAUGAUGGCCGGAGGUGGGUUCCCCAAGAUCGCCUGAAGAAUCACCCUCCGCGAUCCACUACGUACUAGCAGGUUCUUUCGUUCUUGGAUGGAUGGAUCGUCAUCAAAGAUUAGAUUUCGUCCGACCUAUUUUUGCGCCCGUAUUCUUCUCCCCGGAUCCGAGCGUUUGCGGUGGAAACUAUCAAGUGUAUAUACAGAAGAAGAAGGAUCAAACGAUCAUUAAAUUAGCCCUAGAUUUUUUCUGCUAUUUUUCUUUGUGUUGCCUGCCGAGAAAUAAUACGUAGUAGUAACUGCAAAUCGCGAAUAUUGAUUUGCGGAUAUCGAUCUACUACAAUAUUGAAAGAGUGGUUCACGGUUACUGAAUUGUCCA